UUAGUUGGCAUGGAGGUCGAGAAUGCGAGCGCUGAGGAACCCCCCGCCGUCGCCGUCGCCGGAGAUGACGAUCAGGCCAGCUCGGUGCCGGUGGUGGUGGCGCCGCCGCUCCGCGAGGAGGUGAAGAGGCAGCUGCGUCUGGCCGGGCCGAUCGUCGCCGGCGCGCUUCUGCGCUACGUCAUCCAGAUGAUCUCCAUCAUGUACGUGGGGCACCUCGGCGAGCUCCCCCUCGCCGGCGCCUCCAUGGCCAACUCCUUCGCCACCGUCACCGGCCUCAGCCUCCUGCUUGGAAUGUCAAGCGCGUUGGACACUCUGUGCGGCCAAGCGUUCGGAGCCGAGCAGCACCGUCUCGUCGGCAUCUACGCGCAGCGCGCCGUGCUGCUGCUCACCGUCGUCAGCGUCCCGCUCGCCGUCGUCUGGUUCUACACCGGCGACAUCCUCCUCGCGCUCGGGCAGGACGCCGACAUCGCCGCGGAGGCCGGCGCCUACGCGCGGUGUAUGAUCCCGGCGCUGUUCGCCUACGGCCCGCUGCAGUGCCACGUCCGGUUCCUGCAGGCGCAGAACGUCGCGCUCCCGGUGAUGGCGAGCUCCGGCGCGGCGGCGCUGUGCCACCUGCUCGCCUGCUGGCUGCUCGUCUACGUCGCCGGCAUGGGCAGCAGGGGCGCCGCCCUGAGCAACGGCGUCUCCGGCUGGAUCAACGUGGCCAUCCUGGCCGUCUACGUGAGGGUGUCGACCUCGUGCAAGAAGACGUGGACGGGGUUCUCGGCGGAGGCCCUCCGCGACGCGCUCGCCUUCUUCAGGCUCGCCAUCCCUUCUGCUCUCAUGGUCUCCUUGGAGAUGUGGUCAUUCGAGGUCAUCGUUCUCCUCUCAGGCCGUCUUCCCAACCCAAAGCUGGAGACGUCCGCGAUAUCGAUCAGCUUCAACACUGCCGCCUUGGUGUGGAUGAUCCCCUUCGGCCUCAGCUGUGUCAUAAGCACCCGUGUGUCCAACGAGCUCGGCGCGGGGCGGCCGCACGCGGCGCGGCAGGCGGUGCGGGUCGCCGUGUUCAUGGCCGUCUCCGAGGGGUUGGUGGUAGGGCUAGUGCUGGUCUGCGUGCGCUACGUCUGGGGCCGUGCCUACAGCAACGAGGAGGAGGUUGUCAGAUAUGUGGCCAAGAUUAUGCUCCUCAUCUCGGUCGCCAGUUUCUUUGACGGGAUACAAUGUGUCCUUUCAGGUGUGGCUAGAGGCUGCGGAUGGCAGAAAUUUGGAGCUUGUGUCAACCUUGGAGCCUACUAUGCUGUCGGCAUUCCUUUGGCUUACGUCAUAGCUUUCGUCUUACAUGUCGGCGGAAUGGGCCUCUGGCUUGGCAUCCUCUGUGGCAUCUUGGUGCAAGUCGUGCUACUCAUGGCGAUCACGCUAUGCACAAAUUGGGAUAAAGAGGUUGCAAAUGCAAAGGACAGGGUCUCCAGUUCUCCUCCUCCUCCUUCAGACGCAACGUAAAUUUUAUGGAGGUCAUAGUUGCAUAUGUGAUAAGAUAGUAGCACAUUUUUAUUGUUCCAUAUUAUCAUAUGUCUUGGUGCUCCGGUUCGAAUGAACUGGAUACGUAUAUAUAAGAUGAAGCUAGGCAGAACAAAAAAAAUAUCUGAAAAUAUGAAAUGGACUGAGUUGUUAUAGAGAAGCAAUGUUGAUCAUGUUUCUCUAGGUGAGAUGGUAAAAUUUAGUAAGCAGAUCCGACAGCUUAAGCUGCUUGUGCAUAUUGCUACGUAUGUAAAUAUAUCAACUCCUCAAAUUUGUCAAACGCAUCUCCAACAGUAUGUCUAGUAGACUCU
Messenger RNA from Oryza brachyantha (malo sina), 1808 nucleotides. Its product is annotated as protein DETOXIFICATION 16-like. NCBI's taxonomy places the organism in Eukaryota, Viridiplantae, Streptophyta, Magnoliopsida, Poales, Poaceae. The record is from RefSeq and is a predicted model, not a curated record. Gene Ontology annotation, biological process: xenobiotic detoxification by transmembrane export across the plasma membrane. The transcript is spliced from 8 exons. Gene Ontology annotation, molecular function: antiporter activity; xenobiotic transmembrane transporter activity. Bases 10 to 1479 code for a protein of 489 amino acids. Gene Ontology annotation, cellular component: membrane.